Ambispora leptoticha is the source of this 912-nucleotide messenger RNA. Lineage: Eukaryota; Fungi; Glomeromycota; Glomeromycetes; Archaeosporales; Ambisporaceae. The record is from the annotation of a GenBank genome assembly.
AUGUCUGCCUCUAUCGACAAAUAUAGCGUUAUUCUUCCAACAUAUAACGAACGUAGUAAUCUCCCAGUCAUUAUAUGGUUACUAGCUAAAACCUUUAAAGAAAACGAUCUUUCUUGGGAGGUUAUCAUUGUGGACGAUGCUUCACCUGACGGAACUCAAGAAAUUGCAAAGCAACUAGCUAAAGUUUACGGUCCUGAGCAUAUUUUGCUAAAACCAAGAGCAGGAAAACUUGGUCUUGGGACUGCAUAUGUCCAUGGGCUCCAAUUUGUUACUGGAAAUUUUGUUAUUAUCAUGGACGCCGAUUUCUCACAUCACCCAAAAUUCAUUCCGCAAUUCAUAAAACUACAGCAAACUAAAAACUAUGAUAUCGUUACUGGGACGCGUUAUGCUGGUAAUGGUGGAGUUUAUGGGUGGGAUCUUCGACGUAAGGUGAUAAGCCGCGGUGCAAACUUUUUAGCAUCUACAUUAUUGCGUCCAGGAGUCUCUGAUCUUACUGGAAGUUUUCGAUUAUAUAAAAAACACGUACUGGAACAAUUAAUUUCUGCAACUAUUUCCAAAGGAUACGUAUUUCAAAUGGAGAUGAUGGUGCGAGCUCGACAUCUAGGCUUCACUAUCGGUGAAGUACCAAUUACAUUUGUGGAUCGAGUCUAUGGUGAAAGCAAAAUGGGCGCAAAUGAGAUCGUGCAAUAUGCCAAGGGAGUUUGGCAAUUACUUUCCCUAGGAAGAGAAUCUUUAAAGAGAUCCGGUAAUACCAAAGAAGGAUCUUUGGAUUUGCAAUUCGAGUUUUAUCACAGAAAAAUCUUUAAAACUGGAGAGUUUCCAUCGCAAGCAAAGCAAGCAACAUACGGGCGGCCACAAACUCACAAACCGCCUCACAAUGGACAAAAGCCCAGGGUCAUUUUUACAUCUUAA